CUACAAAGCAUAUCAAAAUCAUUUGCAAAUAGCAUCAAUUUGAAGUUCUUCACAUCAACUCGAUCAAACAAUGGCUUCCAUCAAUUUGUCAACAAUCAUUUUUUCAUUUAUGUUUCUAGCUUUAUUGUCAACAAAUAGUAACACAAGGGUUGCCGGGGCACGAAAUCUUCUAGAGUCAAACAUACCUCAGUUUCCAAAACUUGAUUUUCCACCUCUACCAAAACCUUCUUUACCUGAAUUACCAAAGCCAGAUUUUCCCAAUGUACCUGAAUUACCAAAGCCUGAUUUUCCUAAGAUUAAUGUUCCUGAGUUGCCAAAAUCUGAUUUACCAAACGUACCUGAAAUGCCAAAGUUAGAAAUUCCUAAGGUGCCGGAAUUGCCAAAACCUGAACUACCCAAGUUUAAUGUUCCUGAAUUGCCCAAACCCGAGCUACCUAAAAUUCCCGAAUCACCUAAACUAGAGCAACCUAAGGUUCCUGAAUUGCCAAAACCUGAAAUUCCUAAAGUACCUGAAAUGCCAAAGCAUGAACUGCCUAAGUUUAAUGUUCCUGAAUUGCCAAAACCCGAACUACCUAAAAUCCCUGAAUCACCGAAGUUAGAGCAACCUAAGGUUCCUGAAUUGACAAAACCUGAAAUUCCUAAAGUACCUGAAAUGCCAAAGCCUGAACUACCUAAGUUUAAUGUUCCCGAAUUUCCGAAACCCGAGCUUCCUAAAGCCCCUGAGUUACCUAAGUCGGAGGUUCCUAAGGUUCCCGAACUUCAAAAACACGAGCUUCCUAAAGCCCCUGAGUUACAUGAACCAAGGCUAUCUAAAGUUUUCGAAUUGCCAAAACCUGAAUUGUCCAAAAUCCCUGAGUUACCUAAGCCUCAAUUACCUAAAACUCAUGAAUUGACAAAACCUGAGUUUCCUAAAGUUCCUGAAUUACCUAAACCUGAGUUGCCUAGGAUUCCCGAAAUGCCAAAAUCCAACUUCCCUAAAGUCCCCGAGUUACCUAAACUAGAGCAGCCUAAGGUUCCUGAAUUGACAAAACCCGAGAUUCCUAAAGUACCAGAGUUACCUAAGCUAGAAUUGCCUAAGGUUCCUGAAUUUCCAAAACCUGAGCUACCUAAAAUCCUAGAAACUCCAAAAGUCGUUCCAACCACCACGCCUUAAGUUGGAACUUGGAACCAUGCCUUUUAUUUCCUUGUUUGUGUUGUCUUUGUUCAUGAUUUACUAUUGUACGGUACCUAGCACAUUCUAUUUGAUGGGUGUAAUUCGAUUUUAAUUAUUUUUCAAUUUGUAAUGUAAAUGGUAUAGGCUAUAGGCCUAAAACCAUUGGGGAGUGGUUGUUAUUGUUUGGUCUGAAGCAUAUUAAGACUAUAUGUUGUUUUUAGUUUAAGCUUGUUUAAAUUGAUUGUGCUUUCGCAUAUCAAUGCUCAUAUUCUUAUGUAUAAGUAUUAUUGAAUUGAAUACGAUAGCAAUUUUUAUGCUAAA
Messenger RNA from Medicago truncatula (barrel medic), 1474 nucleotides. Its product is annotated as protein PELPK1. The record is from RefSeq and is a predicted model, not a curated record. The coding region runs from base 71 to 1153 and encodes 360 amino acids. The transcript has a single exon. NCBI's taxonomy places the organism in Eukaryota, Viridiplantae, Streptophyta, Magnoliopsida, Fabales, Fabaceae.